Molecule: messenger RNA, 801 nt
Organism: Rhincodon typus (whale shark)
Lineage: Eukaryota; Metazoa; Chordata; Chondrichthyes; Orectolobiformes; Rhincodontidae
Product: ankyrin repeat and SAM domain-containing protein 1A-like
Exons: 6
Cellular component (GO): cytosol
Molecular function (GO): protein binding
Source: RefSeq, a predicted model, not a curated record
AAUGCUAUUGAGAGCAAAGACCUCAAAAAGUAUGGCCCUUUUGACCCUUAUAUCAAUGCCAAGAACAAUGACAAUGAGACGGCCUUGCACUGUGCAGCACAGUAUGGUCACUCAGAUGUUGUAAAAGUCCUUCUUGAGGAGCUCACAGAUCCUACAAUGAGAAACAACAAAUUUGAAACUCCGUUGGACUUGGCCGCAUUAUAUGGGAGGCUGGAGGUGGUGAAAAUGCUGUUAAAUGCCCACCCAAACCUGUUGAGCUGUAACACCAAGAAACACACGCCCCUUCACUUGGCAGCAAGAAAUGGGCAAAAAGCAGUAGUAGAAGUCCUUUUGGAAGCAGGGAUGGACAUCAACUAUCAGACAGAGAAAGGCAGUGCACUUCAUGAGGCUGCUUUGUUUGGGAAGACUGAUGUGGUCCAGAUACUCCUAGCAUCUGAAAUUGAUGUUAAUAUUAAAGAUAUCCAAGGAAAGUCUGCACUGGAAAUUGUACGGGAGCAUCCAGCUCAGAAAAGCAAAGAGAUAGCAACUCUUAUUCAAGAUCAUAUGGCAGGAAAAGAGAUCCUGAAGAACACAGAAAGUACUGUUGUAUUGUCCAAAAUACCACCAAUUCAUAUUGUUGAGCAGUGUAAUCAAAAAUCUAAGGGUGAGGAACAAAUGGAAUUAACAAAACUUAUUACAGAAUUUGAAAGCCAGCCAGAUGAGGAAUGUCCAUAUGAGGCUUUGUGCAAUGCUACUUCACACUCUAUAGAAAGCUUGAGAGCAUCUGACAAAGAAACCAGUUCAAGUCAAGAAUUAAUCCAG